UCUUGUGCCUCCAACAGGUGCUCAGCAGUCCAAUGCUACAACAGUAAAGAUAUAUGCAGAAGGGUAUUGUUCCAUGUAUGGUAUUUGUGGACGCCGCGGUGAUGGAAAGGUUUUGAGCUGUCCUUAUAAUGUCCCUUCUAUGAAGGCAAUUCCUUUUCUUGUGGGAUGCCCAGCAUGCUUGAGGAACUUUUUAAAUCAAAGCCUUUUCAUCAACGUGACUUCUGUGAUGAAGGUCAAUGACAGUUUGACCGUUGAUGGCAUAGAUUUUUAUGUAACUAGUCAGUAUGUAGAGGAGUUAUUUAAUUCAUGCAAGGAUGUGAAAUUUGGGACUAUGAACACUCGUGCAAUGGAUUUUGUUGGUGCAGGUGCUCAAAAUUACAAAGAGUGGCUUGCAUUUAUUGGUCAUCAGGCAAAUCCCAAUGAACCUGGUUCACCAUAUGCAAUAGCCUUUCGAACAAAUCUUAAUGAUUCAGUCAGGAUGAAGCCUAUGAAUGUUACAGUUUAUUCAUGUGGUGACCCUUCUCUUGGCUGUUCAUGUGGUGAUUGUCCUUCAUCUUCUGUAUGCUUUGAUUCUGCUUCACCUGCUCCUCAUGAGAAACAAGCCUGUGCUAUUAGAAUUGGUUCUUUGAAGGUCAUUGGGAUAAUGUGGAACUAUCAUUCUGUGCAAAGGAUAAUAGGCAAAGUAGUCAAAUGUUUGGAUGUUUCAUUAGCAAUUUUGUAUUUUCUCUUAGUUUCUGCUUUUUCAGUAUGGUGUUGGUUACACAGAAAACAAGAAAGAACAGGUCCUUCUACAACAAAAACUUUGGUGAAUGUUAUGGGUGAAAAUGAGCUCCUUUCCGUUAAUAAGCAGGAAAUUUCUACUCAGGUUACUCAGAUCCAGAGGCUUGAUCGCACGGGAUUGGGGAGUGCGUUAGAUUUUUCGAUGAUUUCUUCGAUUAUGGGCAUUUUAGUUAAAUUAGUUUGGACAUUUGAACUAUGUUGGCAUAUGCUAUUUUGAAAUUUUGUAAGACCGCUUUUGAACAAUUUAAAU
Molecule: messenger RNA, 1030 nt
Organism: Phoenix dactylifera (date palm)
Lineage: Eukaryota; Viridiplantae; Streptophyta; Magnoliopsida; Arecales; Arecaceae
Source: RefSeq, a predicted model, not a curated record